Leptinotarsa decemlineata (Colorado potato beetle) is the source of this 1727-nucleotide messenger RNA. It is a transcript of the gene Inx3, whose product is annotated as Innexin 3. Gene Ontology annotation, cellular component: gap junction; plasma membrane. Gene Ontology annotation, molecular function: gap junction channel activity. Lineage: Eukaryota; Metazoa; Arthropoda; Insecta; Coleoptera; Chrysomelidae. The record is from RefSeq and is a predicted model, not a curated record. Gene Ontology annotation, biological process: phototransduction.
GAAUAAACUUUAGUUGGUGUUGUAAACUUGCCGUUACGAAGUGUUGAUCUCAAAAAUGCAAGGAAAAUAGUGAACUCUGGCCUAAUUAAGUGUUCAAUUUUAAUCGCUUGUGAUACUAGUGAUAAGUGUGCGUCGAUACUGUCGCAGAAUUUUUAUCUCAACUACUUUUUACGACAAUAAAGAAUAAAUCAGAGAAAUAAUCCCCAAGAUGAGCGUUUUCGGAAUGGUGUCAGCCGUAGCGGGCUUCGUGAAAGUCCGCUACCUUGUAGACAAAGCCCUAAUAGACAACAUGGUGUUCAGGGCCCACUACAGAAUAACUUCUGCCAUUCUUUUUCUGUGCUGCAUCAUCGUCACGGCCAAUAACUUGAUAGGUGACCCAAUUCAGUGUAUAAACGAUAGGGGAGUCCCCGGCCACGUGAUCAACACUUUUUGUUGGAUUACCUACACCUUCACGUUGCCACAUGAACAUGGUAAACAAAUAGGCAUGGAAGUUGCCCACCCUGGUCUCGGAAAUGAGAAUCAAGAAAAGAUAUACCACAGCUAUUAUCAAUGGGUUCCAUUUGUUCUCUUCUUUCAAGGAGUUUUGUUCUAUCUUCCACAUUGGAUCUGGAAGAACUGGGAACAAGGCAAGGUAAGGAUGAUCACCGAUGGUAUACGAGGAUCUAUGAUAGGAGUAGGAGAGAAAGCUGAACGGGAGCACAGACAGAAUCGCUUGGUACAAUACUUGAUUGAAACUAUGCACCUGCACAAUUCUUACGCUUUCGGAUAUUUCGUAUGUGAAGCCUUGAAUUUCAUCAAUGUUAUUGUGAACAUAUUCAUGACUGAUAAAUUCCUUGGUGGUGCUUUCAUGACAUACGGUACAGAUGUUGUAUCUUUCUCCAACAUGAACCAGGAAAAUCGUACCGAUCCUAUGGUGGCAGUUUUUCCAAGAGUGACCAAGUGUACCUUCCAUAAAUUCGGUCCAUCAGGUUCAAUCCAAAAACAUGAUGCUCUAUGUGUGUUGGCUCUCAACAUUCUCAAUGAAAAGAUCUACAUUUUCCUCUGGUUUUGGUUCAUCAUUCUAGCCAUUCUUUCUGGCUUGGCAAUUGUCUAUUCUGCUGCCGUGGUGAUGUUACCAAGCACCAGGGAGACGAUCUUGAAAAGGAGAUUCAGAUUUGGAGCACCAAAUGCCGUCGAAACCAUUAUCAGAAAAACACAGGUUGGAGACUUUCUUUUACUUCAUUUGUUGGGUCAAAAUACUAAUCAAUUGGUAUUUGGUGAAGUUAUGGAUGAACUCGUGAGGAGACUGAAUUUCGGUAGCAACAGUAAUCUGCCAUCUGCUCCAAGUACAUUAGAAAUGAGUCCUAUCUACCCCGAAAUAGAGAAGUUUAAAGAAACAGAAGCAUAAUUUUAUAUAUUGGAGACAGUUCAGUAACUAUACAACGAAAGUUGAUGAAAUGUAUUUGACUCAUUUUUAUUUAGAUGUAGGCGUAACAUGUAAUUUUUAUUUUUUAAAUAGAAGUAGAAACUUUGAUAGCUGAGCCACAUAAUCCUAUACUACUUAUAAAUGUGAUCAGUUUUUUUAUGAUAAAAGAACAAAUGACAAUUUUUUAGGGACCAAAUAGUUUUUAUAAAUGUAUUUUAAUUCUUAGGGACUGUAGGUAAGACUGUUGAAAUUAUUCAAGUAAUUUUUGUAAGACAUUCUCGAAAACAAGUGCCUUAAAUAAAGAAACUAUUUCAUAAUAAAG